Molecule: messenger RNA, 612 nt
Organism: Sporothrix brasiliensis 5110
Lineage: Eukaryota; Fungi; Ascomycota; Sordariomycetes; Ophiostomatales; Ophiostomataceae
Exons: 2
Coding region: 1-612 (203 amino acids)
Biological process (GO): intracellular protein transport; protein retention in ER lumen; Golgi organization
Cellular component (GO): COPII-coated ER to Golgi transport vesicle; endoplasmic reticulum; endoplasmic reticulum-Golgi intermediate compartment
Source: RefSeq, a predicted model, not a curated record
AUGGUUCGGCUUCUUUUCGGCCUCUUGGCUGCUGGCGCGGCCCUCGUCCAGACCGUCGCCGCCCACAACAUCCAGCUGCCGGCCCACGGCCGCGAGUGCUUCUUCGAGGACCUGCACAAGGACGACAAGAUGACCGUGACCUUCCAGGUCGGCGACCGCGAGUUUGGCGGCGCAGGCAACCUGGACAUUGACUUUUGGAUCACCAACCCGCCCGGCCAGUACGAGACGCUGCAAAAGUCCACGUCCAACGGCGACUUUACGUUUACGGCGCACCACGACGGCAAGUACAUGUACUGCUUCAGCAACGAGCACUGGGGCGCGUCCAGCAAGGAGGUGUCGUUCAACGUGCACGGCAUAGUAUACGUGUCGGAUGCCGACGGCCCCAAGGACCCGCUUGAGGCGGAGGCGCAGAAGCUGUCGGAGAUGCUGGCCCAGGUCAAGGACGAGCAGUCGUACAUUGUCGUGCGAGAGCGGACGCACCGCAACACGGCCGAGAGCACCAACGCGCGGGUCAAGUGGUGGAACCUGUUUGUGAUCACAGUCGUUGUCGGCGAGUCCAUCUUUCAGGUGUGGUGGCUGCGGCGGUUCUUUGAGGUCAAGCGAGUGAUCUAA